Messenger RNA from Symbiodinium necroappetens, 587 nucleotides. The record is from the annotation of a GenBank genome assembly. NCBI's taxonomy places the organism in Eukaryota, Dinophyceae, Suessiales, Symbiodiniaceae.
GCGGGGUUCGCUUUCCAGUGAAAGGCCCCCUCUUGGACUCCUGGGAUGCUGCGGUGACCUUCUGUCAGUCCGUCCCGAAGCUUGCGGAGCGUAUCAUCAAGGUGUCCUUCGGCCAGUCUGGCGGCGCGGACGGCUUCACGAAGUGGCUGGUGAUGACGGGCUUGUGUGGCUAUGUCAACCACUUCGAAGGCGUGCUCAGCGCGCCGAACGCGAAGCUGGUCGCACUGCCGGAGAACGGCCUUGGGGACCAUCUCGUCUACUUGGAGUUGACGAAGCAAGUCAGCAAGCAGAAAGAGAUCUGUCUUUGCUACCCCGACACGCACCCGGUGCCGAAGAUCGCUCCGCUCCCCAAGGCCGUUGCGAAACGGCGUCCGAAGAAGAAGGCCGCGCCGCCGGAGGAGUCCAAGCCUGACGCCAAGGCCGAGUCCAAUCCGGACUCCAAGCCCGAGUCCAAUCCGCAGUCCAAGCCCGAGUCCAAGGCGCCAGCGGAGACCGAGGCUGCAGAUGAUGAUAUGGACUUGGGCUCCCCUGAAGAGGAUGCGGAGCAGGCGGAGCAGGAGGGUGCGGAGCAAGAGAACAAGGCCUGA